GGCCCCCGCCCAUUCGUGCGCGCACUGGGCCUAGUUGCGGCUCUGGGCCGGAGCUCAUCAGCGGUUCUGCGGCGCACCCCCCCCAACCGGGGAGCCUCCGUCCGUCAGCCGGGCCACUCCGGCAGCGAGAACGCGGCCGCUUUCUGUCCAGUCCCUUCCCGCGAGCGCCCAGGCGGGACCGAGCGGAGGCUCUGGGAGCCCCAGCCCCUCCCCAGGGCGUGGGGGACGCGCGACCCUCUCGGAAAAGGGCAGGGAAGGGCGCGAGGUGGGGCGGGGUGACCCCCAGGAGGGCAGGGCUUUUGCUGAAAGAAUGCGGUGCAGAUCAGAAGCAGGAGGCCGCCACGGUAAAAGAAGCGUCUCUCAGUAUGAGUGGCUCCAGUGACAGCACAUUCGUGUUCACAGGAAGGGAAGGCUGUGUUCUGAACGCUGCCCAACUGGCACUGGUUCUCCCUUGGGCCACGGCUUGAGCCACUGCCUCUUCAAAGAGGAUAAAGGUUCACUGAUGGCUCAGUUGGGAGCAAUUGUGGCUGUGGCUACCAGUUUCUUUUGUGCAUCUCUCUUCUCAGCUGUGCACAAGAUAGAAGAGGGACACAUUGGGGUGUAUUACAGAGGCGGUGCCCUGCUGACUUCCACCAGCGGCCCUGGUUUCCAUCUCAUGCUCCCUUUCAUCACAUCAUAUAAGUCUGUGCAGACCACCCUGCAGACAGACGAGGUGAAGAACGUACCUUGUGGAACUAGUGGUGGUGUGAUGAUCUACUUUGACAGAAUUGAAGUGGUGAACUUCCUGGUCCCCAACGCAGUGUAUGACAUAGUGAAGAACUAUACUGCCGACUACGACAAGGCCCUCAUCUUCAACAAGAUCCACCACGAGCUGAACCAGUUCUGCAGUGUACACACGCUUCAAGAGGUCUACAUCGAGCUCUUUGAUCAGAUUGAUGAAAAUCUCAAACUGGCUUUGCAACAGGACCUGACCUCCAUGGCCCCUGGGCUGGUCAUCCAAGCCGUGCGGGUGACCAAGCCCAAUAUACCCGAGGCAAUCCGCAGAAACUACGAGUUGAUGGAAAGCGAGAAGACAAAGCUGCUCAUUGCAGCCCAGAAACAGAAGGUGGUGGAGAAGGAAGCCGAGACAGAGCGGAAGAAGGCCCUCAUUGAGGCAGAAAAAGUGGCUCAGGUUGCAGAAAUCACCUAUGGGCAGAAGGUGAUGGAGAAGGAGACUGAGAAGAAGAUUUCAGAAAUUGAAGAUGCUGCAUUUCUGGCCCGGGAGAAGGCGAAGGCUGAUGCUGAGUGCUACACUGCUAUGAAGAUAGCCGAAGCAAACAAGCUGAAGCUGACCCCUGAGUAUCUGCAGCUGAUGAAGUACAAGGCCAUUGCUUCCAACAGCAAGAUUUACUUUGGCAAGGACAUCCCUAACAUGUUCGUGGACUCUGCAGGCGGUCUGGGCAAGCAGUUUGAGGGGCUGGCUGACAAGCUGGGUUUUGGCUUAGAAGACGAGCCCUUGGAGGCAGACCCUGAGGAGAAUUGAAAAUUCUUUUUAUACAACCUCAGCUGACACUUACAGAGAUCUUUAUUUUUUAACGAUGAACCAGGAUGCCCCUCCCGCUCAUACUACCUUCUUUGACUCUCUCCCACAUACUGUGGUGAAAAAAGAAGAAAUGGACUUAAAUCUAUUCCCCUUCAUGGGAAGGGAGGGCUGGGAUUGAUGAUUUUGGGUUUUAUUCAGGUAAGUAGGUUAUAUGACUUCUGUUAAGAUUUUUAAAUAUAGGAUUGACCUUUGACCUCCAGGCACUAAUUUUAGCCCUCUGAAGCUGGCUUAAUGAGGGAUGCUGUCCAUAGGAGUGGGAGAAGUACAGGGUGUUGCCUUCAGGUGAUUUGGCUUCCCUUAUUUGGGAAAAUGCGGUCCAAUUUUCUUGUCCCUGCCUCCAAGGUGGGAGAUGCCUGUGGAUGAGGCUCAGCAACUGAGCAAGUAUGUCCUUGUGCGUUUGCCAGGAGAGCUGCGGGGAGUGUGGGCUGCCCUGGCGUUUCUGUCCGUGCAUAAUGGGUGAUUUUAGAGGCACACUUUCUUGAGCCUUCAAGAGCAAGAAUUGGUGCUGGGGUUUGUGAGUUUUUCUACCCACUGCCCUCCCUGCCCUGGGGCUUAAAAAGUGGUGGUUUGUGACUGCAUUUCCAGUCAGGGUUUGGUCACCACCACACACUUCUUUUUAAAGCUUUUCACCUGUUCUGUGAUCUGGUUUUUUUCCUCUCAAUCUGUUCCUGGGUUCCACUCAGCAUCAAGAAGAGAGGAACAAACAACUCCAGGGUGUUAACAGCUGCUGAAGCGGGGCCAUUGUGUCUGUUAGCCACUGUGGUACCUGCUCGGCAAGCUGCCUGUUUCCUUGAGAUCACCUGUCUGUUUAUCGUUGUGGAUAUUCUACACUGAGGGGCUGCUCUGGAGGAAGAAAGUUAUCCGAAAGAUUUCUCAGUCUCAGGGCUCAUGGCUUGUGCCGGGACUUUGUCUGACACAGCGAGGAAAGGGAGCCCGUUCUCUAAGUAGCUAGUGUUUUUAAGUCCAGGGCUGCAGGCGGCCACACAGGUGUCAGAGUGAAUGUUAAACCUCCAGAGUCAGCAAUGUGGGUGCGAGUCCGAGUUCGUGCCCAAGUCCCUGGGUUGGAAUGGCUGCAUCAAAAUUCAUUCAAAUGUUUUCUUUUUCAUUACUAAUUGGGAAAAUUUUGAGUUACUCUGGGAGAUUCGGGAUGGGGGAGAGCAAAUGUGAAAGAAAGUUUCUCUUAUACCCUGGAAUUGGAGUUGGGGGCGGGGGCCCGGCCUCUCUAGCCCAUGAGUUGUGUUGCAGAUUGUUAAGUGAAGGGCGGCUCUCUGGGGUUAAGUGGGAAGCAUACUGGCAUUCUCCAUGACAAGCUCUGGCUUGGGAUUUGGCCUUGUUAUUAGCUACCCGCCCCCCCCCCCAAACUCCCACUGUACCCCUCUUCCCUCGGCAAAACUAUGAAUGAUACUUUGUGACACAGACCCCCACCUCAUUUUUGGUCCCAUGCCCUGACUUCCAGUUUAUCAGAUGGCCCCAGAACUCAGGCCAGCUUGCUCCAAAGUAGCACCAAGCUUGUCGGGAGUUUGUGGAGCAUUCAGCCUGCCUAGGAAGAAACAAAGCAUUAACUCCUCUUAAUUGAAAUGUUGCCCUUCUCUGUUCUAAUUCCUGGGACUUAGAAUUCUCAAACUUGGUCCUGGUCACACUUUGUGCAAGCAGCCAAAUGUUCCCGGGGGGUGAUGGAUUUUCACGUGCUCAUCCUUGCAGAACGUGGGCAGUCUCCCAAGACCAACACAGGGUAUCCAUUAUUAAGACAUAUUCACCCUCCUCCCAUCUCAAUGCCAUCAGUCACUUGUUAAGAGCCACAUGUGACAUCCAGCAUCCCCCAUUUAUGUAUUUGCUCCCUCUACACUGAGAUUUGCUACCUAGGCCUCAGAAAACACUACUUCACCUCAACAGAAUAAGGUGCAAGAAUGUCUCAGCCUCUCUAAUUUGCACGUUGGCUCAGGUUCUUAACUUGAAAGUCUCUCAAUGCUAACCUCCUGCCACUGCUUGUCCCUUGCACUAGGGACACUCUGACCACAGGAGAGCCUCAGUAAAGUCCCACCACACCCACCCCUCGAUGCUGAUGCCGCUUCCUCUUUGAACAAAAAUAUAAAUGUCUCAGUACCCGUUCAUGUAAAUCCAGUGGUUGUCUGUACCUGCCUGAGUAGUAAAAUCAUGGAAUUCAGCUCUUUCCUUACCAUGGGACAACCAGCCAAUCUGUCUGUGUGACUGUUUCUUUAACACCUACUAGAAAAUCUGAUCUUAAAACAUUUGAUUCUAAACAUGUAAAAUGUGACAGCCUGCAGUUUUGUAGGCAGUAAAGUCAUGGCUGCUAUUUAUAAAUGGAACUUCUAUCAAAAUAAGUAACUGUUUAUAAAAUUCAUUUUUUUUGUAGGAUUUUCCAAGGAAAAGUCACCUUGGUUGAAUGUUUCUCACUCAUUAAACUCUGCAGAAGUGAUUCAUAUUCAGUACUGCUUUUAAUCACUUUUUUAAUAUAAGGAAAGAAUGUUUGCAAGGAAGCCAAAGUUUGUUAAUUUUUAUAUGACUAAAAUAAAAUAAAUUUGCAGGGAGGAAAAAAAAAUCACUGAAAGAAUUUUAGCAAUAUAUUGAUCCAAAAAAGCAGAUGUUUUAUAAAUGAUCUGUCGCAAUUUCUAUGGGUCCAUGUAUCUUUUAACACUGAUAACUUUACCACUUAUAGAGAGUAAAUAGUGAAAGUAAGAUGCUCGUAUUUACUGACGUAUCUAAGUUUGAUUGAGGAUAAAAUGUAUCUUGGCUGAUGUCUGCUCUGUGCCUGUGAUCCUAACCACCACUUCUUUAGUUCUCCUCACUAGGGUUCCAGACACUGUUUCUCUUGUUUCCUUAUAAAAGAGGUGGUAGCCAAUCAUUUUGUGUUUGUAUUUCAGCUCUUGUGAAGGCUGGUGAUGGAACAGUCAAACUAAUUCUACUUUCAAAGAGCCCCAAGGGCUUAAUGACCCCCUUUGUAACUAAGAAGUGAUUCUUGUUAUAUUAAUUAACUCUAAAAAUGAUAUGCUGGAUUAAUUUCCUUGGCUUGAGAACAGGAAGAAUUGUUUUGGACAACACUAAAGGCGUGAAUUUAUGUCUUAGUUUUAUUUUCAGUCUUGCUAAAUAAAAUGUCUUUGUAUUUAC
This is a messenger RNA of Equus caballus (horse), 4708 nucleotides long. It is a transcript of the gene ERLIN2, whose product is annotated as ER lipid raft associated 2. Gene Ontology annotation, biological process: SREBP signaling pathway. Gene Ontology annotation, molecular function: ubiquitin protein ligase binding; cholesterol binding. Gene Ontology annotation, cellular component: endoplasmic reticulum; endoplasmic reticulum membrane. Lineage: Eukaryota; Metazoa; Chordata; Mammalia; Perissodactyla; Equidae. The record is from RefSeq and is a predicted model, not a curated record.